AUGACCGCCAUUGGUAAAAUAGUAGCCGUCGAAUCUCUGGAUAGGGAUUAUCAGGUAUUUCGUUACCAAAACUGGUCCGGUCAGAUCCACAUCCCGAUUCAUACGCCGGAAUGGCUGGCCGAUACGUUCCCCGACAUACUUGAUACCUUACAUGCCGGCGCUUUGUCCCUAGACCUCUCUCGCUUCCACCUAGGAGGUCCAUUAACGACAGAUGAAUGGGAGGAGCAGUGGUUUAGCAUCAUCUGUGAACCUCACUUCAGCUACGUCCCCUGUGGUCUGUCCGGCGAAGACGAGGUAGGCUAUAAACGAUUGGCAUGGAUUCAAGAUGAUGCCCUUACGCCUAUUUCUGAGCGUGCCUGUAUCGACCUGCCACCUCGCUUUCCGAUUACUCCACCGUUCGUAACCUUCAACGGGUUUGUUGACACCCAGAAGUUCCCCCUUGCCGACAAUCCUUCCAUCGGUCUCGAUGAUAUAACCAGGAACUCGUCAGCUAUUUUCAGGGUGUGGUCGAAGUUCACUGUCACCGAGGCUGCUCAUACUCCGAAGACGGGGUGGUACGCCAACUACGUCUACGCUAUGCUUCCGAAAUGCAAGCCACAUAUGAAGAAGAAGUAUAAAGACUAUCGUGCGGACACCACGCCGUUCCGAAGGCACGGUAAAAAGGCCUAUAUCACUGGCUACUUCCAUGGGUUCUGCAAUAAGAACGUUGUCUUCUCUGAUGGUUGCCCUUACAACCCUCUCGAGUUUGUUCCACUCAUCGAGGUCCUGAAGAUUGACUGGGCUGCUGGUGAGCCAAGACAGCAGCCGGGAGCCCGCGAUCUACUCGCUACACCAUCCAAACCAGAGACCCCCAGCCGCGGCAAGGGAAAAUUUAUCUUUGAUCCUUUUGUCCAAAUUAAUGCAGACGCAAAGCGGCCUGCUACCCCAUCCAAAUUAAACUCCACCAUUUAUGACGAUGAUUCGUUUUCCGUCAAUGGGCUUCAUGAAGCCCAACCCAACGACCCAAAGCGGUCUGGAGAGAUAGAAGUCCUUGGAGACAGCGAGGACGAAGCGAGCCCAACCAAGCGUCCCAAGCGAGGAAGUUGGCGUGGAAGAAGAUAG
This is a messenger RNA of Colletotrichum spaethianum, 1101 nucleotides long. RefSeq lists its product as uncharacterized. NCBI's taxonomy places the organism in Eukaryota, Fungi, Ascomycota, Sordariomycetes, Glomerellales, Glomerellaceae. The record is from RefSeq and is a predicted model, not a curated record. The coding region runs from base 1 to 1101 and encodes 366 amino acids. The transcript is spliced from 3 exons.